GAAAAUUGCAACCAGAAAUCCAGGGAAGACGGGCCAGAGGCCUUCCGGACUGCCAUUCACAUUGCGGCUGCCGCCGGCCAUGAUACUAUAAUUAGUACCCUGCUCGCUAGUGGGGAACUAGUUGUUGAUGAGCGUGAUAGUGGUGGGAAUACAGCGCUACAUGUUGCUGUGGUAAGCCGGAAGACGGAUGUCGUGGCAUGUCUGCUAAGUUGUCGUGCCGAUGCUAAUGCAGAAAACGCGCUGGGUUGGACGCCGCUUCACAUUGCUAUACAGAUAGGUUAUGUUGAAGCCGUAACAUUACUCAUAGCGUACGGAGGUGACUUGACGAAGAAAGUCCGAGGAAACAAUGUUAAUGUUAUAAAG
Molecule: messenger RNA, 363 nt
Organism: Colletotrichum navitas
Lineage: Eukaryota; Fungi; Ascomycota; Sordariomycetes; Glomerellales; Glomerellaceae
Product: ankyrin repeat-containing domain protein
Exons: 1
Biological process (GO): protein localization to ciliary inversin compartment
Cellular component (GO): ciliary inversin compartment
Molecular function (GO): protein binding
Source: RefSeq, a predicted model, not a curated record